AUGACGUCCGUAUCGAAUACAGCUGAGAAAGAAACCCCCGAAGCAGGCAGCACGCACUCGAAAUCCACGGAUUCUUCCACCAAGAACGCAUCCGACGACCAUGAGUGGAUCCAGGGGAUACCGUUGUUUAUGGUGCUGGCGGGAGUGACACUGGUGGUGUUUCUGAUGCUCUUGGACGUGGCGAUUCUAUCUACCGCUGUUCCUGAAAUCACGAGCCAUUUCCACUCGCUGGACGAUGUUGCUUGGUAUGGCAGUGCCUAUACGAUAUCAAGUGCGGCUCUUACGCCUUUGACGGGGAAGUUCUAUUCGCAUUUUAGUUCGAAGUGGACGUUCCUUUUCUUCUUCGGUCUCUUUGAACUCGGAUCCCUUCUCUGCGGUGUGGCUACGUCGUCGAAAAUGCUGAUUAUCGGCCGUGCUGUCGGCGGCAUGGGAGGCUCCGGGAUGAUCAACGGCGCCUUGAAUAUCAUCGCGGGUGCCGUGCCCAUGCAGAAACGACCUCCGUUGAUUGGAAUCAUGAUGGGUGUCGGACAAUUAGGCCUCGUUUUGGGCCCUCUCAUCGGCGGUGCCUUCACCACCUACUCCACCUGGCGAUGGUGCUUCUACAUCAACCUCCCCUUCGGCGGCCUCGUCGCCAUCCUCCUCGUCUUCACCAAAAUGCCCGAACAAACGCCCAAAGGCCCACCUAUGGCCGUCCUCCGCGACAACUUCGUGCGCAAGUUCGAUUUCCUCGGCUUCACGCUUUUCGCGCCCGCCGCUAUCCAGCUCCUCCUAGCCCUGCAGUACGGUGGACACCAGUACGCAUGGAACAGCGCCACGGUUAUCGGCCUGUUCUGCGGCUCCGGGGGGACUUUCAUCGUCUUCUUCCUCUGGGAAUGGCACGAGGGCGAUAAUGCCAUGAUUCCGCUACGGAUCAUUCGCCGACAGAUCGUCUGGACGUCGUGUAUUCUGGCGAUGAUGUUCUUCGGCAUGACGAUGGUGUUGGCGUACUACCUGCCGAUUUACUUCCAGUCGGUCCGUGGUAGAACGGCCAUCAUGAGUGGUGUGGAUAUGUUGCCGAAUAUUCUGUCUCAGCUGGUGGCGGCUGUGGGAUCGGGGAUUCUGAUGGGCAAAAUCGGCUACUACCUCCCGUGGGCCUUCUUCGGCGCCGUCCUGACCACCAUCGGCAACGGCCUGCUCACCAUGCUCUCACCCACCACGCCCACCGGCCAAUGGGUCGGAUACCAGAUCCUCGUCGGUUUCGGCCGCGGCGCCUGCAUGCAAGUCCCCAUGAUCGCCGUCCAAAACGCCGUCACCGCCACCGACGUCUCCCCCGCCAUGGCCACCCUCACCUUCGCCCAGACCUUCGGGGGCGCGAUCUUCCUCGCCCUUGCGGAGGUGAUCUUCGCCGAGGGUCUGCGCGACAAGAUCCCGCAGUUCGCGCCGACCGCGAGCGUCGAGAAAGUCAUCGCUGCGGGCGCGACGGGGUUCCGGGCUAUUGUGUCGAGUGAGCAGUUGGGCGGCGUGCUGAUGGCGUAUGCGAAGAGUAUUGGCGAGAUCUUUUAUAUGGCGGUCGGGCUUGGGGUUGUGGCGCUGGGGGUGUCGUUUGGGAUUGGGUGGAAGGAUAUUCGGAAGAAUGGGGAGGGGAAGGGGAAGGGGGAUGAGGAGAGUGGUAGUGCGUGA
Aspergillus steynii IBT 23096 is the source of this 1659-nucleotide messenger RNA. RefSeq names its product MDR family MFS transporter. The record is from RefSeq and is a predicted model, not a curated record. Gene Ontology annotation, biological process: transmembrane transport. The transcript has 9 exons. The coding region runs from base 1 to 1659 and encodes 552 amino acids. Gene Ontology annotation, molecular function: transmembrane transporter activity. Lineage: Eukaryota; Fungi; Ascomycota; Eurotiomycetes; Eurotiales; Aspergillaceae.